ACUGCUCCUAUAAAACUAAAAAAAUAUUUAAAUUAUUAAUCGUUUGAUACCAAAAGUUGUGUUUAUUUAACAGUGUAGAAUAAAUUGAGGCAUUUAUCAAUUAACAUUUAAAAAAUGCCCAAAUCAGCGAAACAAUCCAAACCCAAGCAAAACCCGACUCAGAAAGCACAAAAUGUUAUUACAAAACCAAAACAAGCCGUCUCCCCGAAAUCGAUUGUUUUGGAACAAAACGGGGAAAAGAAAAUUCUGAAAAAAAUCAAACUCAAAGGACCACCAAAAAACAUUUCAAAACUCAAGCAAAAGCCCGAAGGGAAGGAUAACAGCAAAAGAAGUACUUUUGUUUGCACUUUCUGUCAAUGUACAUUCGAUAAUCAGGAAGCACUUAAGCAACAUUUUGUGAAACAUGGAACCGGAUCUGAAUUUGGUAAGAUUCCGUCUGGAAGCGGUGAAGGUACCAUUGUAUUGAUCGAGUGUGAAUGGUGCCCGGAAACAUUCACCAAGCUAUCGAAAGCAAUCGAACACAAGUACCGGAAGCAUAACUAUGAAAGUAAGAACUAUUUUUGCACCCUCUGUGGUAGACUAUUUCCGCUAAAGGUGGCCCUUGAGCAACAUCAAAAUAUGGAGCAUAAGGAUGAUAAGGAAAUGAACGUUCCACGUCUGGACUUCAUUUGCGGCUUUUGUGGAACUGCUUUCAUUUGCCAAGUUGCUCUGGAACUGCACGUAAAAACGGCUCAUAAUUUAGAAAAGCGUAUGAUGGCUCAUCCGUUCAUUCCAAAGCCAUCGAAAAAGGUUCGCCUCAACCAGGCAGGUGAAAUCAUAUCAAUCUACUAUUGCUAUCUGUGUGGUUCGGAGUAUAUGCUGAAGUUCAAUCUCCUAAAGCAUAUCGAAGAUCAUCAUUCGUACGAAGACCGGUGUGCCAUGCCGGAGGAUAUGUUUAAAUGUAGUACUUGUGAUUCUAUGUUCUAUACGAAGAAAGCAUUCGAUGCUCACAAUAUCCACCACAAGCCGGAAGAUUUGUAUGUCACCAGCGAAGAGCACCGGUUGAAUAUAGUUGCUCGAGUGGAUCAAGAUUUCGACUUCCAACGAGUACCGACAGCGUUGGAUAAAGCCUUGGGAUCAAUUGGAACUGGGUCGGACUCUGCGGUUACUCUUGCCAAAAAGCAUAGGAAAAAGAUUAAGAGAUCCAAGGAUAAUCCUUCUAGCACUGCCGCUAGCAGUGGUAGCGCUGACGAGAAGGAAGCUCCUGUUAUAGAUUUAUCUGCAUUAUAAACAAAAAUGAUGUUCGAGCCGUUAAGUUGGUACAGAUGCAACCGAACUUGCCCCAGUUAAGGACAAGGCCAUGUACUUCCCCACUUCGUGUUUUCAGAGGCACAAGUCACAUACAGAAAAUUUAACUUGAUGCUGCAGCAAGUUUCGUACAAGUUUGUGAUCGAGAAAAUGCGUAGUGGUGAAACAAAUUGUAUGGGAAGCGGCUUCCGUGAACCACGUCCUUAAUUUUAACAAAAUGGUUGGUGAAUGAGGCAGUUAGAGAUUCGAACAGUAGUUUUAUAAGAAAACGAUAAUUAGGCAAGAGUCUGAGUAAAAGUAGCAAUUCCGGAGAACUUUGAGAUUUGGGCGUAGUUGCUUUUGUAAACAAACACGUCAAUCACCGAUUUCGCGCGAAGAACAAACUAUACCAAAUGAUAGAGGAACCACUCCUCUAUCUGUUUGUGUUAUUAGUUUUUUAGAUUGAGCUUUAAUUCGCGAGAAAUCGUCAAAUGACGUGUUUGUUUAUAAAAGCAAUUACGCCCUAUUCUCGAAGUUCUCCGGAAUUAAAACCCGUACGCAA
This is a messenger RNA of Ochlerotatus camptorhynchus, 1828 nucleotides long. RefSeq names its product zinc finger protein 484-like. Gene Ontology annotation, molecular function: chromatin insulator sequence binding. Gene Ontology annotation, cellular component: chromosome. Lineage: Eukaryota; Metazoa; Arthropoda; Insecta; Diptera; Culicidae. Bases 115 to 1269 code for a protein of 384 amino acids. The record is from RefSeq and is a predicted model, not a curated record. The transcript has 2 exons. Gene Ontology annotation, biological process: regulation of transcription by RNA polymerase II.